CCCUGGGAGUGGAGACAUAUUUUUUACAGUCUAUGGUGGAGACUGAGCGGUACAGGUUUGCUCCUUGGUGUCACUGCUCACUGUUCCUAAAGGACUUUACACUGCUGUCAGAAGCUACCACCUGAAGGGGCCAGGUGAAGAAAGAGCUGCCACCAACACAGAUGUAAACCAUGCAAAUCAUGUGAAUCAAGACUCUGUAUCGGUUAUUCAUUAACAUUUAUGGAUAGGCACAGGGAGAGGAGGACAGACAUAACAAGCUCAGAGUUUUUGGAAUAGGCUAAUGGGUGCCAAGUUUACCAUCUGCUGCUGUCACUACUAUCUGAGUCACAGCAGGGAAGAGAAGAAUGCUAUUCUGCGUUUGCGAAACAGCAAAGCUGCCAGACAACCAGAGGUGUUAUCCAGUGACUCUAGUGACACCGAUGAGGAGAGCCUAUUUGGGCCACAUCCUCCCAGGAGAAACCCCUGGAACGAACAGCCGAGCCAGAGGAGCACGGUGGAACCCUGGGCCACUAAAAACAAAUACCCUGAUAAAGAGCUUCAGGCUUUUAUCAACAUGAGAGACCAGACUGACCAGGCCACAGAGGAAUGGGAGAAGCUGAAUUAUGACAUUUACACUAUACGCUAUGCCAGACGUGAAGUCAGAUCUCGGUGGAAGAAAAUCCUGCUGCAGCUAGGUUAUCAGUGUGAAGCAGAUGCCUUGCUGUGUGUGAACAGACAGAGCCGCUUCAGUCCAGAUCAGGAGCACCUCAACAAAGCGAAGGAGCUGUUGGGACAGCUGCUGGACCACACCUCUCUGUUUCCUCCAAAAACCGGGCACCAGAAGAGAUACCUCUAUGUCAUGGACCGCCUGGUGUCACUGGACAGCGCUGAGGACUUUGUUAGACUGGCCAAAGUAAAGUAUCCUAAGAAAGUGGGCUGAGAGAGAGGGAGGAGAAUCAUGUUUGAGGACUCUGUAUCAGUAACCUUGUUUUUAGUAUUCACAAUUACUCCACUCUUUUCAUUACAGACCAAUCGCAUUCAGAUAGAAAUUUAAAACACAUUGUAUGUCCUGUUCAUUUAAUGAUUUGUUUUCCACUUGAACAUUUUUGGUUUGCACCAAUCCUUCGAUAAUAUUGUUUCAGUCUAACAUGUUUUUAUAUUGUUUUCUUAAAAUAGAGGUGUUACUCCUCCAGCACUUUAAUUGCACUGAUAAACUUACCAAGCUUGUGAAUGUGCUGUUUUAGUGACCACCCUUCAAGUUUAGAGUGUUACAGAUGGCGUUACAUUAGUUUUACUGCUUGUUUUAUCAUUUUCUUCUUAGAUAUAAUGAUUCAAAUGAGCUUAUACAUGUAUAAUGAUAAUAAGAAUAAUGACUCCACAAAUAUUUUUUACACAUUUGUAAUUAACUAAAAACUGUUAAUGAAUAAACCUGUGUUUCUCUA
Molecule: messenger RNA, 1421 nt
Organism: Notolabrus celidotus (New Zealand spotty)
Lineage: Eukaryota; Metazoa; Chordata; Actinopteri; Labriformes; Labridae
Product: melanoregulin-like
Exons: 8
Coding region: 281-919 (212 amino acids)
Biological process (GO): melanocyte differentiation; melanosome transport
Cellular component (GO): melanosome
Source: RefSeq, a predicted model, not a curated record